AUGUUAAGUCGCUUCCAUAAUUUACCUGAUCUAGCAUUUAUUGAAAUACUUUCUUAUCUCUCUUGUGCUGAUGCUUUGUGGUCUUUCAGUAAGCUCAAUAUUCAUCUGACAAAAUUAUUAAUUGAACGAGGUUUUUAUCAUCAUGUUAAUUUAUCAUCUACUCGUUACUGUCAAUUUCAAACAUUUUUAUCUUUACUUCGAUUAAAUGAAAUACAAUCACUUGUUAUUGACUGUUAUGGAUCAUCUCUUCAACUAAAAACUUGGCCUUAUUUACCAAAUUUGAGAACUUUGAAAGUGAAAGGUGUACAAGACUUGGUUGAUGUUUUCAAAUUUGCACAACAACAUGCCAAUACAUUAACUCAUCUUACAGUUGAAUCAAGCCAGUAUUUUGAAACAUGUGGUAUAUUCCAAGAAGUGUGUUAUCCAGCAUGGAAUUUAUGUGAUUUCAUUACUGAAGUUUUUCAUCAUCUGCCUGCUCUUCGUUCACUUGAUCUAGGAACGGCAGAAUCUUUUUUCUUACAUCGUUGGAAUUUUAAAACGAUACAAACACCAUUAAUCAAUUUAACUCUUACACUCUCUACAACACAUGCCUUAUUAAUGAUCAUGUCGACUGAACCAUUAGCACAUACAUUACAACGAUUACACAUAACAUUGAAUGAUCACUGUAGUGAUAUGGAAUAUAGUUUAUGUGAUACAAAUCUUUUACCUGAAAUGAAAGCAUUACACAUAUUUAGUUUUACCAAAUCUUUUGUUUGGCAUUGUAUUGAGGAAUGGAAAUUUAUUGAUGCCUUAACUUCUUCUCGUAUUAUGCCUAUAUUACGACGAAUGAAUUUUUCUGUUGUAAUUGAUGUUAAUGAUCUUGUUGAAAUGAAUCGUUCAGCACUGUUUACAGAUUUUCGUCAUAUUGAUGUUCAUUAUACUUUUAUUAUCAAUGAUGAUCGAUCACAUAUGGAACUUCGUGAAUAUAUACUACAUAAUAAUAAACUUCAUUCUAAUCAAAUAGUUAGUGCAACAUUUAUUUCUGAAUCUUGGCCUGGUAGUCAUCCGUUCAUAACUCCUGGUCAAAACUAUCGAACGAAACAAACCAAAAGUCGACAACAUCUAUUCUACACAUUGCCAUGGAUUUUCAAGGAAUUUUUUGAAUUAUGUGUUCCAGAUAGAUACAAUCUUCCAUCGUCUGCUACUUUCUUCUCUCAUCUUAUUUCUUCAAAUGAAAUUUUCGAACUUCAUUUAUUACGAUGUGAUAGACAAGUUUCGAUGAAUUUACCGAAUCUUCGUCAUCUUAUUCUCACAGACAGUCUCGACUCGUUGAAUAGUUUUCAACUUUCAAAAAAUAUUCGAUCUAUUCAAAUAACUCUUCAUCAUCAAUGUACAAAUUUUGCAACUUGUGAUUGGACUGCCUUACGUAAACUGUCAAGUUUGCCAGAGCUAAAUUCUUUGCGUGUGCUUUUGUACAAUAUGCAUAUUUCUCCAGAUGAUACAAGCUGUCAAAUCAUUGCAGACGUAGCACCAAUGAUUUCUGACUUUUCUUUUUGUUUUCGACGUCGUCAUUAUCAAGCUGUUUAUGAUCUUGAUUCGGCACAAAUGAAACAAUCUUCAUUUAUUGAACAAUUGAAAAAUCGUAUUCUUGCUUUAUCACUAAAUAAACAACCGUAUAUUGUUGUUGAAGAAGGUGCUUCCGGACUUACUGUCUGGUUUUGA
Rotaria socialis is the source of this 1701-nucleotide messenger RNA. The record is from the annotation of a GenBank genome assembly. NCBI's taxonomy places the organism in Eukaryota, Metazoa, Rotifera, Eurotatoria, Philodinida, Philodinidae.